Molecule: messenger RNA, 915 nt
Organism: Exophiala dermatitidis NIH/UT8656
Lineage: Eukaryota; Fungi; Ascomycota; Eurotiomycetes; Chaetothyriales; Herpotrichiellaceae
Product: oxidoreductase
Exons: 1
Coding region: 1-915 (304 amino acids)
Source: RefSeq, a predicted model, not a curated record
AUGCCUCGCUAUUUCGUGACCGGCGCCUCCGGCUUCAUCGGCCAAGCAGUUAUCCAAGAAUUGAUUUCGCACGGUCACUCGGUUCUCGGCCUCGCACGCAGCGACGCAUCAGCCUCGAUCAUCACCAAGCUCGGCGGCCAAGUCCAGCGUGGAAGCCUUGAAGAUCAUGAGAGCCUCAAAAGUGGAGCGCAAGCCACCGACGGUGUGAUCCACCUGGCCUUCAUCCACGAUUUCGCCCAUUUCGACCACUCAGUCGUCGUCGACCAGGCGGCCAUCAAGGCUUUGGGGGAAGCACUGGCCGGCACAGGCAAGCCUUUGUCCAUUGCAUCGGGCACCGCAAUUGUCACGGGCGGACCUGGCGAGAUGGCUUCCGCGGCCGCCACCGAGAACGACCGACCGGACGUGUCAGACUCGUCAGUGACCGCGCGAGCCCGGUCAGCGGAUCUGGUGUAUGCGUUGUCGAAGGACAACAAUGUUCGUGGCUCCGUCGUCCGCUUGCCUCCGACCGUCCACGGCGAGGGCGACAAGGCAUUUGUUCCGGCCCUGAUCAAUCUGGCGCGCAAAAAUGGCUACGUCGGUCACGUCAAUGACGGCAGUAAUCGGUGGCCGGCUGUUCAUCGUCUCGAUGCCGCGGCCGUGUUUAGACUCGCUGUUGAAAAGGGAUCUCCUGGGGCCACGUACCAUGCUGUUGCGGAGGAAGGUGUUCCCAUGAAGGAGAUAGCGGGAUUGAUUGGGAAGAAGUUGAAUCUCCCGGUCAAGACGCUGACUGUCGCUGAGCUCGGCUCUGCGUUGGGAAUGAUUGGAUAUAUCGCCGCAAAGGAUAAUCCUACUUCUAGCGAGAAGACGAGGAGAGAGCUGGGCUGGAAGCCGGAACAGCCGGGCUUGUUGGAGGAUAUGGAGGCUCAUUAUUUCUGA